AUGGAGGUCCCCAAGAAGCUGGUGAACUCUGUGGCGAGCUGCGCCGAUGACGCGCUGGCGGGGCUGGUGGCCUGCAAUCCCGGCCUCCGGCUCCUGCAGGGACACCGGGUGGUCCUGCGUGCCGACUUGGUGGCCAUCCAGGGCCGGGUGGCCCUGCUCUCCGGGGGGGGCUCUGGCCAUGAGCCCGCCCACGCAGGGUACAUCGGGAAGGGCAUGCUGACCGGCGUGGUGGCCGGCGCCGUCUUCACCUCUCCGGCCGUGGGCAGCAUCCUGGCGGCCAUCCGGGCGGUGACGCAGGCUGGCGCAGCUGGGACCCUCCUGAUCGUGAAGAAUUACACCGGGGACCGGCUCAACUUCGGGCUGGCGCUGGAGCGGGCGCGGGCGGAGGGGGCUGACGUGCACAUGGUGGUGGUAGGGGACGACAGCGCCUUUGCUGCCCCGAAGAAAGCUGGCCGCCGCGGGCUGUGCGGCACGGUCCUCAUACACAAGGUGGCAGGGGCCCUGGCCGAGGCAGGGGCGAGCUUGAACGAGAUCGUCGAGAAGGUGUCGGUGGCUGCCAAAGCCAUGGGUACCCUGGGUCUCAGCCUGUCCCCCUGCAGCGUCCCGGGCUCCAAGCCCACCUUCCAGCUGGCUGACGAUGAGAUGGAGCUGGGCCUGGGGAUCCACGGCGAGGCGGGCGUGCGCAGGAUGAAGGUGAGUGGGGCCCUGCCGUCCCGCCCCCACCCCACUCCCCCCAGCUCUGCCACGGACCCCUCCAAUGCCUCCCGCCUGCUCCUGAGCCCCGGAGCCUCUGUGGUGCUGGUGGUGAACAACCUGGGUGGGCUGUCCUGCCUGGAGCUGGGCAUCGUGGCUGGUGCGGCCGUGCGCCGUCUGGAGAGCCGAGGCGUCCACGUUGCCCGGGCUUUGGUGGGUUCCUUCAUGACGGCACUGGAGAUGGCCGGGGUCUCCCUCACCCUCAUGCUGGUGGAUGAGGAGCUCGUGGGGCUGAUCGAUGCCAAGACCACAGCCAUGGCUUGGCCCAACCUGGCCGCGGCACCUGCCACGAGCAAGAGACAGGAGGUGCCGGCACCGAAGGAGGGACCAGGGACCGCGCAGCAUGAGACCAGCACGGGGCCUGACGCAGUGCGGGUGCAGCGGAUCCUGGAGCGAGUGUGCAGCACCCUGCUUGACAUGCAGGACAAGCUCAACGAGCUGGACCGCUCAGCGGGUGACGGGGACUGCGGCCACACGCACGCCCGGGCUGCCCGAGCCAUCCGGGAGUGGGUGCGUGCCCGGCCGCCACCGGCAGCCCCGGCCCAGCUCCUCUCCGCCUUGGCCGACCUGCUGCUGGAGAAGAUGGGUGGCUCCUCUGGUGCGCUCUACGGGCUGUUCCUGACGGCAGCUGCCCGGCCCCUGCUCAACCGCAACGACCUCCCGACGUGGGCUGACGCCAUGGAUGCCGGCAUCGAAGCCAUGCAGCGGUACGGAGGAGCUGCGCCGGGGGACAGGACCAUGCUGGACUCGCUGUGCGCUGCGGCGCAGGCUCUGCACGCCCUGCGCAGCCCCGGUGCCGACCUGCUGCCGGUGUUGGCUGCCGCCGUGGAGAGCGCGGAGGCCGCGGCGGAGGCCACCAGGCAGAUGGAGGCCGGGGCGGGCAGAGCCAGCUACAUCAGCUCGGCUCAGCUGCUGCAGCCCGACCCCGGGGCAGUGGCGGUGGCGGCCGUGCUGCGGGCAGUGCUGGAGGGGCUGCGGAGCUGA
Messenger RNA from Nipponia nippon (crested ibis), 1737 nucleotides. The record is from RefSeq and is a predicted model, not a curated record. Lineage: Eukaryota; Metazoa; Chordata; Aves; Pelecaniformes; Threskiornithidae.